Messenger RNA from Xenopus laevis (African clawed frog), 3585 nucleotides. It is a transcript of the gene srrm1.S, whose product is annotated as serine and arginine repetitive matrix 1 S homeolog. Gene Ontology annotation, molecular function: RNA binding. The coding region runs from base 161 to 2821 and encodes 886 amino acids. Gene Ontology annotation, biological process: mRNA processing; regulation of mRNA splicing, via spliceosome. Gene Ontology annotation, cellular component: nucleus; spliceosomal complex. The transcript has 18 exons. The record is from RefSeq and is a predicted model, not a curated record. NCBI's taxonomy places the organism in Eukaryota, Metazoa, Chordata, Amphibia, Anura, Pipidae.
UUUAUUGGUACCAUACACACAUACAUUUUCAACCGCGCAACUAGUCAAUCGCUGACAUUCCCUUUGGUCACGUGACAGGGAAACGCCUGCCCUCUUUCACCGCGUUGGCUUGUGGGAAACUUGACGCUGGACUGCGUGUGGAGAGAGCGAGGCAGGCAAGAUGGACGCGGGAUUUUUCCGCGGUACAAGUGCAGAGCAGGACAAUCGAUUCAGCAACAAACAGAAGAAACUUUUAAAACAACUGAAGUUUGCAGAAUGUCUGGAAAAGAAGGUGGAUACGGGAAAAGUAAAUUUAGAAGUAAUUAAGCCAUGGAUAACCAAACGUGUUACAGAAAUCCUGGGAUUUGAAGAUGAUGUAGUCAUUGACUUUAUCUUCAACCAGCUGGAAGUAAAGAACCCAGACUCCAAAAUGAUGCAGAUAAAUCUUACGGGAUUUUUAAAUGGCAAAAAUGCUCGAGAGUUCAUGGGUGAGCUAUGGCCACUACUGCUAAGUGCCCAAGAGAAUAUUGCUGGUAUACCUUCUGAAUUCCUGGAGCUUAAAAAGGAAGAGAUAAAACAAAGACAAAUUGAACAAGAAAAGCUGACCACUUUAAAGAAGCAAGAUGAUGACAAGGAUAAAAGAGACAAAGAUGACAGAGACAAAAAGGAUCGAUCCAGAAGUCCAAGAAGAAGGAAAUCAAGGUCUUCCUCACCUUGGAGAAGAUCUCCAGUCAGAAGGGAAAGGAAGAGAAGUCACUCUCGUUCACCACGUCACAAGACAAAAAGCCGAAGCCCUUCACCUGUCAUUGAGAAAAAAGAGAUAGUAAUACCAGAACCGGAACCAUCAAUUAAAGGGAGAGAGCCUUCUGGCCAGGAGGCCACAUCAACAAGUGAUCUAUUAAAGGCUAUGAAACCAGAGCCUGUUGCAGAUAACAAGGAGAGCUCACCUGAACCAAAUACUCGCAAGGCAAAAGAGCGAGAGCGGCAUCGCCAUAAAUCACAUUCACGCUCAAAGUCGAAAUCUAAAUCUCGGUCUCCUUCACACCCCAGGCCACGUAGACGCCACAGGUCACGGUCCAGGUCCUACAGUCCCAGGAGACGACCAAGUCCUAGACGUAGGCCUUCUCCAAGAAGGAGGAGCCCUCCUCGCCGCUUGCCUCCUCCACCUAGACAUAAGAGAAGCAGGAGUCCAGUGAGGAGGAGAAGACGUUCUGCUUCUUUGUCUGGAAGCAGCUCAUCUUCAUCAUCUUCACGGUCACCUCCACCCCCAAAGAAGCAGCUCAAGAGGAUCUCUUCCAGUCCUCCCCGCAAACCUCGACGAUCUUCCCCUUCAUCAAGUCCACCGCCACGAAGAAGGUACAGGCCAUCUCCAACUCCACCUCCAAAGAGAAGAUCCCCAUCUCCAACUCAGUCCUCUCGUCCUAGGAAGGUUAGAGGUUCUUUAUCUCCUCCAAGGCCUCCAGUCGCAAAACAUAAAGUUAUUGAAAUGAGGAAGUCCCCGUCACCUCCCUCAAAGCCCCGUAAAAGGGAUUUAUCAGAAUCUGAUGAUGACAAAGGAGGAAGAAUGGCGCCAACAGAUUCUGUGCAGCAGCGUCGGCAGUACAGACGGCAGAAUCAGCAGUCAUCUUCAGAAAGUGGUUCUUCAUCCUCUUCUGAAGACGAAAGGCCAAAACGUAUUUCUGUAAAGAAUGGAGAGGUUGGAAGGAGGAGGCGACACUCUCGUAGCCCUUCUGCUUCACGAAAACGGGCUAAAGAAUCCUCACCACGGAUGCUGACUGGAAAGAGGUGGCAGUCCCCUAUGCUGAAAAGCCGAAGAAGGAGAAGCCCUUCUCCACCCCCUUCAAGAAGACGAAGAAGUCCAUCCCCUGCUCCUCCCCCCAGAAGACGUCGUUCUUCUUCUCGUCGACGCAGAUCUCCGUCUCCACCCCAACGCAGGCAUUCUCCUGCUCAAAGGCGAUAUUCUCCACCUAUACAAAGAAGAUACUCUCCCUCCCCUCCACCCAAAAGAAGAAACUCAUCACCUCAUCCGCCUCCUCCAAAACGCAGGGUCUCAUUAACUCCCCCCUCAAAACGUAGAAUGUCCGGCUCACCACCACCCAAACAUAAGGGCUCUCCAGGAGGCAAGAGGCGUUCCCCAUCUUUGACAUCCAAACAUAGAAAAGGGUCUCCUCAAGCCAGAUCGGGCCGUGAGACCCGGUCAUCACCACAGAUUAAUCGGCUAUCUCCUUCCCCACUCAGUCGGUUAGACAGAAGCUCAGAUUCCCCUUCAGAACAGAGGAGAGUUCCAUCAGUAUCUCCACCGAGGAGGCAGCCAUCCCCCUCUCCUAGUCCACGGCCGAUCAGAAGGGUGUCUAGAACCCCAGAACCGAAGAAAAUAAAAAAGGAAUCAAGUCCAGAACCAGCCAGAAGGGCAACCACAUCCAGAUCAGUGUCAGGAUCGCCUGAGCCAGCUCCUAAAAAUCAACAAGCUUCUCCUUCACCACCUAGAUCACUGCCUCAGUCCCGCAACUGGUCUCCAGCUCCCGAGCCUGCCAAAAGGGCCAAGAGCACAACUCCUAGUCAGUCACCUGUUCAGAUAUCUGAUCAGGAGGGUGGAGGAAAAAAGAAGAAAAAGAAAAAGGACAAGAAGCAUAAGAAGGAGAAGAAGCACAAGAAACACAAAAAACAUAAGAAGGAAAAAGCCUCAGCUGCUUCUCCUGAGCCAGUAGAUAAAGAUGAAGAUACUGAAGCAAAGAAGGAGACUGAAAGCGAUGGCGAAGAAACUCUAGACGAUUUGGAGAAGCAUUUACGAGAGAAGGCUCUGCGUUCGAUGAGAAAAUCGCAGGUUUCUCCACAUUCCUAGUUGUCGCUUCAGUUUGCUGCAAUGUAAAUUUUUUUUCUUACUCGGUUUCAGACAACUGUUAAUGCAUUUCUAUGUUUCGUAUAUGUCACUUAUACUAUAGUUGACCUUUUGCCAUUUAAAGCAUAAAACCAGAACUAUUCAAUUGUUUCAUGAUUAGUGGCAAGGAAGAUUGUAACUGGAGAGUAGGGUGGCUAUAAAUUUAGAGAAAAUGAAACUGCCUGUGCCCGCAUUUUCAGGGUUAUUUAUUUCUUCCUACGCCAUCAAUAAACAUGCCUCGGAUAUACCAAGUUAAAUAACUGUACAGGCUUUCUCUUUGUAAUGUUAAUGUAUAAAAGAAAUGCCAUGCGAUAUUUACAUAAAGAUGGAGGCCGUUUAAUAUACAUUGUUUUGUGAAAGGAUUGCAACACAACUAAAAUGUAAAAAACCCUUUUACAAUAAGGUUGUGGUGUUCUGUACUGAUGUAUAUUUUCAACAACAAUUUAACUCUGGUCCCCAUGUAUACAACACCUUCAUGUUUUUCUUCGUAUUACAGCUGGUAUUUCUUUUAAUGAGCUAACUUGGAACACUGGAAUUUAAUUACUUUAUUAAAGGCAGCCCCCCUGACACACACACACACGCCUUUGGGGUACUCAUUUGUCUCCCUUCUCCUAAACUUAAUCAAAAACCUCAACCCAGAUCUUGGUUAUUGUAAUGUUUUCAUUUUCCAAAGCUUAAACAAAAGUUGUCUUAAGAUUUGUGGAUUAAAAAGUAAAUUUCUACAUAAA